Molecule: messenger RNA, 1086 nt
Organism: Helianthus annuus (common sunflower)
Lineage: Eukaryota; Viridiplantae; Streptophyta; Magnoliopsida; Asterales; Asteraceae
Exons: 3
Coding region: 1-1086 (361 amino acids)
Source: RefSeq, a predicted model, not a curated record
AUGUCAUCCCACUUUUCAUCCGAUUCGUCUAGCUCUUCAUCUGGUGGUAUUGUCGAUGAUAUGCUUAUCAUAGUGACGGAGGAGGCGAUUAAGUAUUUGCGAGAAGAAGCUCAAUCAUCUACAACGCGUACCAGACAAGCGCCUCUUGAACGAGAUCGGUUAGGUGCUCAUCAACGUUUAAUGCGCGAUUAUUUUGGUGAAAAUCCGUUGUACGACGAUGCGCAGUUUAGGCGUCGGUUUCGUAUGAGCCGUCGUCUUUUCUUAAGAAUUUCUAAUGAUCUUGCGGCCCAAUGUCCAUUUUUCACACUAAGAGAAAGUUCUAGUCGCAAAAUUGGUUUCUCUGGAACACAAAAGUGUAUUACCGCAAUUCGGCAAGUUGCGUACGGCAUAACGAGUGAUGCGUGUGACGAAUAUUUAAGGAUGUUAGGCAGAAGUUGUCGUGACUGUCUUGAAAAUUUUUGUGAAGGUGUUAACUUUCUUUACGGGAUGCGAUAUUUGAGGAUGCCGACCGCUAACGACGUUCCACUUUUAUACGAGGCCUAUCAGCGAAUACACAGGUUUCCCGGGAUGUUGGGUCUUUUCCACGAUGUCAUAGAUGGUGUUGCACCAAAUACUUCAUUCUAUGCAAACGAUGUGGAGUAUAAGUAUGGAUACUAUCUUGUCGACGGUAUUUAUCCGGAGUGGGCGACAUUGGUAAAAACUCUUUCAUGUCCAGAUGACGAGAAAAGAUUGUAUUACAAGAAGAAACAAGAGUCAGAAAGAAAAGAUGUCGAGCGGGCCUUCGGUGUAUUAAAAAAGAGAUGGUCUAUCAUUGCCCAGCCGUCGGAUAUACUUGAAAAGAGUAAAAUGAGAAACGUCAUGUAUACGUGUAUCAUCUUGCAUAACAUGAUCUUGGAGGACUUGGGCAGAGCAUUUUGUGGAGGAAGUUAUGAUGAAGGUAACCAAACGACGAACCCACUACUUACAUACACUCAAAAAGAAGUUAUCCGAGCGAGGAUACGUGACAGGGACACACACCUUAACCUUCAAGCUGAUGUGACCGAGCACCUAUGGUUUGAUCGUGAACAAGGAGAAGACGACGAGUGA